Molecule: messenger RNA, 1792 nt
Organism: Apus apus (common swift)
Lineage: Eukaryota; Metazoa; Chordata; Aves; Apodiformes; Apodidae
Gene: HMGCS2
Product: 3-hydroxy-3-methylglutaryl-CoA synthase 2
Exons: 9
Coding region: 54-1577 (507 amino acids)
Biological process (GO): acetyl-CoA metabolic process
Cellular component (GO): mitochondrion
Molecular function (GO): hydroxymethylglutaryl-CoA synthase activity
Source: RefSeq, a predicted model, not a curated record
GCCCUUCCCCCCCGUCCAUCUGUCCGUCCCUCCGUGCAGCAGCUCGGGCGAAGAUGCUGCGCUUGGUCAGCCGUGCUGCGCGCUGCUGGGGGGCAAAGCGGGCACCUCCGGGGCCGGAGCCGGCACCCUGGGGGGCCCAGCCCCCCGUGGCCGUGCAGAGGGCAUGCCUCUCCAGUGCUGCGGGGACGGGCACCUGGCCCAAGGACGUGGGUAUCCUGGCGAUGGAGGUUUACUUCCCUGCCCAGUACGUGGAGCAGGAGGAGCUGGAGAAGUACGAUGGUGUUGAGGCUGGCAAGUACACGCGGGGCUUGGGCCAACAGCAGAUGGGUUUCUGUGCUGCCCACGAGGACAUCAACUCCCUGUGCCUGACGGUGGUGCAGCAGCUGGUGGAGCGCGGGCGCCUCUCCUGGGAUGCCAUCGGCCGCCUGGAGGUGGGCACCGAGACUGUCAUCGACAAGUCCAAGGCUGUCAAGACUGUCCUCAUGCAGCUCUUCCAUGACUCGGGCAACACCGAUGUGGAGGGCAUCGACACCACCAAUGCCUGCUAUGGGGGCACUGCUUCGCUCUUCAACGCAGCUGCCUGGGUGGAGUCCAGCGCCUGGGAUGGUCGCUAUGCCGUGGUGGUGUGCGGGGACAUUGCCGUCUACGCCACCGGGAACGCGCGGCCCACAGGAGGUGCCGGGGCCAUCGCCAUGCUGGUGGGACCCAACGCCCCGCUGGUGCUGGAGAGAGGCCUGCGGGGAACCCACAUGGAGCAUGCUUAUGACUUCUACAAGCCAGACCUGUCCUCAGAGUACCCAGUGGUGGAUGGGCAGCUCUCCAUCCAGUGCUACCUGCGUGCUCUGGACCGCUGCUAUGCCGUGUACCGAAGGAAGGCGGAGAGCCAGCAGCAGCAGGCCGGUAUCCAGCGGCCCUUCACCCUCGACGACUUCAAGUACAUCAUCUUCCACACGCCCUUCUGCAAGCUGGUGCAGAAGUCAGUGGGACGGCUGCUGCUGAAUGACUUCUUGGCCUCCCCCAACCCUGACACAGCCUCUGGCCUCUACAAGGGGCUGCAGUCCUUCCGUGGCUUGAAGCUGGAGGACACCUACACCAGCAAGGAUGUGGAGAAAGCAUUCCAGGUGGCCAGCCAGGAGAUCUUCAACCAGAAGACCAAGCCCUCCCUGCUCCUCUCCUCCCGCAACGGCAACAUGUACACACCAUCCAUGUAUGGCUGUCUGGCCUCCCUCCUGGCACAAUCCUCAGCGCGGGACCUGGCUGGCUCCCGGAUCGGUGCCUUCUCCUACGGCUCGGGGCUGGCUGCCAGCAUGUUCUCCCUCCGUGUCUCAGAGGAUGCAGCCCCGGGUUCACCCCUGGACAAGCUGGUUUCCAGCCUGUCCGACCUGCCGGCUCGCCUGGAUGCCCGCAAGCGAGUGGCCCCAAAGGACUUUGCCGAGAUCAUGAAGCAGCGGGAGGAUACCCAUCACCUGGCCAACCACGCUCCCCACGGCUCCCAGGCGGAUCUCUUCCCUGGCACCUGGUACCUGACACGGGUAGAUGCCAAGUACCGCCGGGAGUAUGCCAGGAAGCCCAUCUAGGGGAAACUGAAAUGGUGAGCCCCAGGGAGGAGGAUGCGCUUCGAUCCACUGGUUUACCCUCAAAUCUGGGACUGGCCUCUGUGGAAAACCUCACCUUGGAUGGCUAGGAAGCAUCCAGCAGCACUUGAGGCCCUGGAGCUGGUGGAGGCACUGGUGUUUUCUGCUAACCCCUGGGUGGCACAGGGGAAUAAAGGCACAGAGGAGAGGGGGCAGCA